Molecule: messenger RNA, 2124 nt
Organism: Arachis duranensis
Lineage: Eukaryota; Viridiplantae; Streptophyta; Magnoliopsida; Fabales; Fabaceae
Product: heat stress transcription factor A-7a
Exons: 2
Coding region: 542-1633 (363 amino acids)
Biological process (GO): regulation of transcription by RNA polymerase II
Cellular component (GO): nucleus
Molecular function (GO): DNA-binding transcription factor activity; RNA polymerase II cis-regulatory region sequence-specific DNA binding
Source: RefSeq, a predicted model, not a curated record
CUUUCCAAGCCAAGAAACCCCUCUCUCUCGCUCAUCCACUUGCUUGCUAUUUGUGGAAACCGGGUUCAAUAGGAUAAUAGUAUUCCUCCCAAUAUGUCUAGAAACUUCUUAAACACUAUUCUUCUAAUUAUUUAUCCAAAUCCUUUUGUUUAUCACUCACUAAUACUAUUUUAACUUCCUCCUUAUAUAUAUAAUCACUUAUAACACGCCAGCACUGGCUCUCUUCAUAGAUAAGGGGUGACACACAUGAGUGAGUGUGUGUUAUGUGUUAUAACAAACUGUCCGUUCUUCUUUCUUUCUAUAACUGUCUCAACGACUUUCUCACUAUAGAAUUUGUUUCUAUAAGAGAGUUUUGAGUUUUAAAUUAUGUUAAUAAAUUAAUAGAAUUUUAAAUUUUAAACUUUUUCAUAGACUUCUGAAGGUGGUUGAUUCAAUAUCCACUGAGAUACAGAAACAGAGGUCCCCUGCAUUUCUUAUUCUUUUUCUUUUUCAUUUUCGUUACUGAAUAUAAUUCAGCAAUAGGCUUAUUCAGUUUGGGAAAAUGAACUAUCUGUAUCCGGUGAAGGAAGAGUACCAGGAGGAAGCAUCGUCGUCGUCGUACUUUGUGGCUGGAAAUGACGAGACGAGGAUGGUUCCUCCGCCGCAGCCAAUGGAGGGGCUCCACGAAGCGGGGCCACCACCAUUCCUGACGAAGACGUUCGACGCGGUGGACGAUCCGGCCACAGACCACGUAGUGUCGUGGAGCCGAAGCGGAGCAAGCUUCGUGGUUUGGGAUCCGCACGCCUUCUCCAGAGGCCUUCUUCCAAGAUACUUCAAGCAUAACAACUUCUCCAGCUUCGUAAGGCAGCUCAACACUUACGGUUUUAGAAAGAUUGAUCCAGAUAAAUGGGAAUUUGCGAAUGAAGGGUUUGUGAGAGGGCACAGGCACCUGUUGACAAGUAUAAGGAGAAGGAAGGCGCCUCCGCCACCAAUCCAAACGCAGACUUCGCAGUCGCAGCAGGGUCACUGCCUUGAAGUAGGGCGAUUCGGAUUGGAUGAAGAGAUCGACCGGUUGAGGCGUGACAAGCAGGUUUUGAUGAUUGAGCUUGUGAGGCUAAGACAGCAGCAACAAACCACAAGAUCGUAUCUUCAGGCAAUGGAGCAGAGGCUGAAAGGUACUGAGAUCAAGCAGCAGCAGAUGAUGGCUUUCUUGGCCAAAGCAAUGAAGAACCCCGUGUUUAUACAGCAACUCAUACAGCACAAGGAGAAAAGGAAGGAGCUUGAGGAUGCCAUGACCAAGAAGAGGAGGAGGCCCAUUGAGCAAGGGCCUAGUUGCAGCACCACUACUGUUAAGGUUGAGAAUCCACCAGAGUUUGCUGGUUAUGCUGGUGGCUUUGGAGCUUCUGAGCUUCAAAUUCUGGCUAUGGAGAUGCAAGGAUAUGGUAGAGGGAGGCGAGAGAGUACUGAACAUGAGCAUGAGCAAGAGCAAGAGCAAGAGCAAGAGAGGCUUGACAAGGAGCUUGAUGACGAAGGCUUCUGGGAAGAGCUGUUCAGUGAGAAUUUUGAGGGUGAUUUGGACAUUUCACAAGAUGAAGAAGAGGAUGUUAAUGUGUUGGCCAAUCGGCUGGGUUACUUGGGUUCAAGUCCUAAGUGAAAGAAAUCAGUAUUGAAUCAAAGUAACAUUUAUUCACUAUUCUUCAUUUUAGGAGGGUUCAUCCGGUGGAUGGAAUUUCAACUGUUCAAGCUCAUCAUCACCUCAAUUGGGGGCAAGACAGUAAAAUCACCCCAGCCACGACAUUAUCUACUAUGGCCUAUGGGGAAUUAAAAAAAUAUUAUUUACAUCUUGGUGUUUCUAAGUUCUAACCUCUCAUUUAAUGUCCUUUUGUAGCACUAGCUACCUGGUAGAACCUCAAUUUUUCUCAUCACUUUGCUUAAUGUUUGGUCAUUAUUAGGUAGGUUGCAGGCGUUGAUUGGAACAAGGAUUCUAUGGUAGUGAUAGCGGUACUAUUACUCAAGGUUCACUUCUAAAGUUUUUAACCUACUCAAGACCCCCCCUCUUGUGUAGUGCAUCUCAUUUCAUCAUGUAUCAAUCAUCCUACUUGUCAUUUUCCUAUUUAAUUUUAAUUGCAAAAAAUAUUUGAAUAA